AUGGUUCUCCGAACACUGGAUAAAUCUGAUUUUCGUCUGAAAAUUGAUGGAAAAUGGAUUUUAAUUACAACAUCUUUUUUAGAAAAUCAUCCUGGUGGAUCAGCUAUUUUAACUUAUAAAAAUAGAGAUGCAUCAACUGUUUUUCAUACUUUUCAUGGAGGAUCAAAAAUUGCUUACAAACAAUUAGAAGAAUUGAAAAAAACAUCAUUAGUUGAUGGUCCUGAAGAAGAACCUGAGGCAAUUUUAACAUAUCUUGAUAAAAUUAAUAUUGGUGAAUUUAACAUAACAGAAGAAAAAUGUAAUGAAAUAAAUAAAAAUUUUAAUCGUUUUCGCAUGGAUGUACGAAGAGCGGGUUAUUUUAAUGCUAACAAUUUAUUUUUUAUUAGAAAAUUUUUUGAAGCAAUUGGAAUUAUUUUGAUGGGUUAUUUUUUACAAUCUAAAGAAUGGUACAUUUUAUCAGCUUUAUGUAUGGGAUUAGCAUGGCAACAACUUGGAUGGAUGAUCCAUGAAUAUGCUCAUAAUCAACAUUUUAAAAAUCAUUGGUAUAAUGAUAUAUUAUCUUAUAUUGUUGGUAAUUUUUUACAAGGUUUUUCAUCUGGUGGUUGGAAAGAACAACAUAAUAUUCAUCAUGCUGCAACAAAUAUUGUUGGUAGAGAUGGUGAUUUAGAUUUAUUACCAUUUUGGGCUACUGUUGCUAGUGAUCUUAAAGUUAUAGAUUUAAAUCAUUGGACAGCAUUAUUAUUACCAUAUCAACAUAUAUAUUGGAGUAUAGGAUUACCAUUUUUAAGAUUAAGUUGGCUUUUACAAUCAAUUCAAUUUGUUGUAGCUAUGCCAAAUCAUUUUUAUAAAUGUAAUAGAGAAAAAGCUAUAUAUGAACAAAUAGGUUUAUUAGGACAUUGGAUUAUGACAUUUAUUCAAUUAUAUUACCUUCCAAAUUGGGAAAUUCGUGUAAUGUUUUUCUUUGUAUCUCAAUUAUUUGGUGGAUUUUUAUUAGCACAUGUUGUUACAUAUAAUCAUUACUCAACAGAUAAAUUUAACUUUGGUGAUAGAAUUCUUGAGACAUAUGCUUGUCUACAACUUUAUACAACUAGAAAUAUGCGUCCAGGAUUAUUUAUAGAUUGGUUAUGGGGUGGAUUAAAUUAUCAAAUAGAACAUCAUUUAUUCCCAACAAUGCCUCGUCAUAAUUUAAGUAAGGUAAUGCCACUUGUUAAAAAAUUUUGUAAAGAAAAUGAUUUACCAUAUAUGGUUGAUGAUUAUUAUACUGGUUGGAAAAAAGAAAUUGAACAAAUGAGAAAUGUAGCUGUUGUUGCAAAAAAAAUGCUUAAAAAAUUUGUUUAA
Molecule: messenger RNA, 1338 nt
Organism: Strongyloides ratti
Lineage: Eukaryota; Metazoa; Nematoda; Chromadorea; Rhabditida; Strongyloididae
Product: Fads2 protein
Exons: 3
Coding region: 1-1338 (445 amino acids)
Biological process (GO): lipid metabolic process
Cellular component (GO): membrane
Molecular function (GO): oxidoreductase activity, acting on paired donors, with oxidation of a pair of donors resulting in the reduction of molecular oxygen to two molecules of water; heme binding
Source: RefSeq, a predicted model, not a curated record